CACCCGGAGGGAUCCCAGCCCCACUGACCCUCCCCAUCCUCCGCUCUGCCCUCCGUCCUCCUCCUCCUCCCCCCAUCACCCCAACCCUGCAGCCUGAGCGAGAUGUUUCACGCCUUGGUAGCAGGGACCAUUGUCUUUCCUGGCCUCUUCCUGUUGUCCAAGAACGGCCUCAAGUGGCUACCGGGCCUGCGAUGGGAGGAGGCUGACGCGGUCAUCGUCUCAGCCAGACUUGUCUCCUCAGUGCAGGCCAUUAUGGCUUCCACAGUUGGCUACAUCAUCUCCUCAUCCUGCAAGCACAUUAUCGAUGACCAGCACUGGCUGACUUCCAGCUACACCCAGUUUGCAGUCCCUUACUUCAUCUAUGAUAUCUAUGCUAUGUUCCUGUGCCAUUGGCACAGGUACCAGGUCAAAGGGCACGAGUCAAGAUGUGUUGAGACCCAGACGCUGCACACUGCCAUACGUGCCUACUUGCACAAGGAAUUGCUGAUGGUGAUUCACCAUCUUUUCAUGGUGUUGGUUUGCUUCCCUGUGUCUGUGCUGUGGCGUCAAGGCAAAGGUGACUUCUUCCUGGGUUGCAUGUUGAUGGCUGAACUCAGUACCCCUUUUGUCUGCCUGGGGAAGGUACUUAUCCUGUACAAGCAGCAGCACACUCUUCUCCACAAGGUGAAUGGCAUGGCCAUGCUAGUCACAUUCUUCUUCUGCCGAAUCCUGCUCUUUCCAUACAUGUACUGGGUAUAUGGGCAGUAUGCUGGCUUGCCCUUCUACCGUGUACCCUUCUCCAUCCCCGCCGAGUACAACUUGGGAUCAGCCAUCCUCAUGGCUCCCCAGAUAUACUGGUUUGGCCUCAUCUGCCGUGGAGCUUUCCGUGUCUUCCGUGCCCGGGGUACCGCCAAGGAACAAGUAUUGCGAAACGGGCACAGGAUGGAUACCCAGGCACUGGACUAAUGGCUCUCUUGCCCCCUCCCUCAGCUGCAAAUGGACAAGCCGCCUUUCCCCCCUAUGACUUAUUUAUUGGGGUGAUGGGAGGGAGUGGGGAAGCUGGCUCCUAAGCCAAAAGGAAAAACGGGAGGGUCAGGGAAGUGGG
Messenger RNA from Notechis scutatus (mainland tiger snake), 1084 nucleotides. RefSeq names its product TLC domain containing 3B (gene TLCD3B). Lineage: Eukaryota; Metazoa; Chordata; Lepidosauria; Squamata; Elapidae. Gene Ontology annotation, cellular component: membrane; endoplasmic reticulum. Gene Ontology annotation, molecular function: sphingosine N-acyltransferase activity. Gene Ontology annotation, biological process: lipid homeostasis; ceramide biosynthetic process. The record is from RefSeq and is a predicted model, not a curated record.